This is a messenger RNA of Iphiclides podalirius (scarce swallowtail), 4095 nucleotides long. The record is from the annotation of a GenBank genome assembly. NCBI's taxonomy places the organism in Eukaryota, Metazoa, Arthropoda, Insecta, Lepidoptera, Papilionidae.
AUGCCCGAAGCAAAUGUUCUCGUGAUAGGAAGUGGAGGACGAGAGCAUGCUUUAUGUUGGAAAUUAGCAGACUCUCCCUUCGUAAAAAAAAUUUACUGUGCCCCAGGCAGCGUCGGCAUUUCUUCAGUGGAUAAAGUUGAAAGUGUUGAUAUUGACAUAAAAAACUUUCCGGCCUUAGGAAAAUGGUGCACGGACAACUCCAUUGAUCUGGUGGUCAUCGGCCCCGAGGAUCCCCUGGCGAACGGGAUCGUGGACGCGCUCCAAGAGAUGGGCGUCCGCUGCUUCGGCCCCACCAAGGCCGGCGCGGAGAUAGAGGCCAACAAGAGCUGGUCAAAGAAGUUCAUGGUCAAGUAUCAGAUACCCACCGCCAGGUUCCAGUCUUUCACCGACGCCGCCGCCGCCAAGGAGUAUAUAAAUAGCGCCCCGUUCCCCGCCCUGGUGGUGAAGGCGUCGGGGCUGGCGGCGGGCAAGGGCGUGGUGGUGGCCGCCACCGGCGAGGAGGCCUGUCGCGCCGUCGACGAGAUCCUGACCGACGCCAAGUACGGCGCGGCCGGCAGGACGGUCGUGGUCGAGGAGCUUCUGGAGGGGGAGGAGGUUUCGGUCCUCGCGUUCACCGACGGCGAGACGGUGUCCGUGAUGCCGCCGGCGCAGGACCACAAGCGCGUGGGCGACGGCGACACGGGCCCCAACACCGGCGGGAUGGGCGCCUACUGCCCGUGCCCCCUCAUCACGCGCGACCAGCUCGCCGACGUGAAGGACCAGGUGCUGCAGAGGGCGGUGGACGCGCUCAAGGCGGAGGGCAUCAAGUACGUCGGAGUGCUCUACGCGGGCCUGAUGAUCACAAAAUCUGGCCCAAUGACCCUGGAGUUCAACUGCAGAUUCGGUGACCCUGAGACCCAAGUGCUUAUGAUGUUGCUCGAGACAGAUCUGUACAAAAUCAUGGAUGCGUGCGUCAACGGCACACUGAAGCAGGUGCAGGUGACGUGGAACACGAAGAUGGCGGCGGUCGGCGUGGUGAUCGCCUCCAAGGGCUACCCGGAGACGUCCACCAAGGGGUGCGUCAUCAGCGGGCUGUCGCAGCUGGCGUCGCAGCCGGGGCUGAUGGUGUUCCACAGCGGCGUGGCGCGCGGCGCGAACGGCUCGCUGGUGACGUGGGGCGGGCGCGUGGUGCUGGUGGCGGCGCGGGCCGGCGCGCUGCGGGCCGCCGCCGCGGCAGCCACGGCCGCCGCCGCCGCCAUCGACUUCCCCGGCGCCCACCACCGCAAGGACAUCGCGCACCGCGCCUUCUCCAAGGUCAACGGCCUCUCGUACCUGGAGAGCGGCGUGGACAUGGAGGCGGCCGCGACCCUCGUGCGCCAGAUCGAGCCGCUGGCGACGGGCACGCACCGGCGCGGCGUGCUGGGCCGGCUCGGCUGCUACAGCGGCCUCUUCCAGCUCUCCGCCAUGGACGCCCGGCUGCAGGACCCCGUGCUGGUGCAGGGCACCGACGGGGUCGGCACCAAGCUCAAGAUAGCCGAGUCGAUGCAGAAGUUCGACACGCUCGGCCAGGACCUGGUGGCGAUGUGCGUGAACGACAUCCUGUGCGCGGGCGCUGAGCCGUUCGCCUUCCUGGACUACAUCGCCUGCGGCCGGCUGCAGGUGGACGUGGCCACCGCCAUCGUCAAGGGCAUCGCCGACGCCUGCCAGCUGGCUGGCUGCGCGCUGCUGGGCGGCGAGACGGCGGAGAUACCGUCGAUGUACGAGGCGGGCAAGUACGACCUGGCCGGCUUCGCCGUGGGCGUGGUGGAGGGCGCCCGCCAGCUGCCGCGCCGCGACCGGCUCCGGCCCGGGGACCUGCUGCUGGCGCUGCCCUCCUCGGGGCCGCACAGCAACGGCUACAGCCUCGUGCACCGCAUCAUGCGCGACUCCGGCCUCAGCUACCGCGAGAGGGCGCCCUUCUCGCCGAGCGGCCGUUGCUUCGGCGAGGAGUUCCUCGAGCCGACGGCGUUGUACGUGCGCGCGCUGCUGCCCGCGCUGCGAAGGGGCCUGGUCAAGGCGCUGGCCCACAUCACCGGCGGCGGCCUGUUGGAGAACGUGCCCAGGGUGCUGCCCCGCCAGCUGCGCGCCAGAUUCGACGCUACCAAGUUCGACAUAAAGCCCGUUUUCGGCUGGCUGCAGGCGGCCGGCGCUGUGCCCGACCAGGAGAUGCUGCGCACGUUCAACUGCGGCGUGGGCAUGGUGGUGAUCGCGGCGCCCGAGAGCCUCGACCAGCUGCGCGCCGCCGUCGAGGGCGAGAUGCGCCUCGUCGGGCUCGUCGAGCUGCGCGACCCCGCAGGGGGGCCGCAAGUGGUGGUGGAGCGGUUCGCGGAGGCGAUGGCGCCGCUGAGGGCGCCGUACGCAGCCCUGGCCGCGCCGCGCCCCCUCUCCUACAAGGACAGCGGCGUAGACAUCGAGGCGGGCGACUCGCUCGUCUCCCUCAUCAAGCCCUUGGCCAGAUCAACAAUCCGUUCCGGUGUCAUAGGUGGUCUUGGAGGCUUUGGAGGAUGCUUCCAGCUGAAAGCCAUUGAACACGAAUAUAAGGACCCGGUGCUGGUGGUGGCGGCGGACGGCGUGGGCAGCAAGCUGCAGGUGGCGCAGCGCUGCGACCGGCACGACUCGAUCGGGCUCGACCUGGUGGCCAUGUGCGUGAACGACGUGCUGUGCAACGGCGCGCGCCCGCUCACCUUCCUCGACUACUUCGCGUGCGGCGCGCUCGACGUGCGCGUCGCCGAGCGCGUCGUGGCCGGCGUGGCGGCCGGCUGCCGCCAGGCGGAGGCGGCGCUUAUCGGCGGCGAGACGGCGGAGAUGCCUGGCAUGUACCCGCCCGGGGUGUACGACAUCGCGGGCUUCGCGCUGGGAGUGGUGGAGCGCUCCCACAUCCUGCCCAAGAUCAACGACAUCACGGUCGGAGACAUCAUCAUAGGGUUGCCAUCAAACGGGGUGCACAGCAACGGAUUCAGCCUUAUUCACAAACUGAUGAAGAAGGCCGGCCUCACCCUCGAGGAUAAGGCGCCCUUCAGCAAGGAAGGCCUGACCUUAGGCGAGGAGCUGAUCAAGCCGACGCGCAUCUACGUGGCGAGCGUGCUGCCCGCGCUGCAGCGCGGCGUGGUGAAGGCGGUGGCGCACGUGACGGGCGGCGGGCUGCUCGGCAACCUGCCGCGCGUCAUCCCCGAGAGCGUGCGCGCCAGGCUCAACGCGCACUGGUGGCACGUGCACCCGGUGUUCGCCUGGAUCGCGGACACCGGCGCGGUGAACGACGAGGAGAUGCUGCGAACCUUCAACUGCGGGAUAGGAAUGGUGCUGAUAGUGGCGCCAGAAGACCAGGCCGACGUGAUGAACAUAACGCGCUCCUUCGGCGCGAUGGUCAUCGGCACGGUGCAAGCGCGGCCGGCGGGGGGCGCGCGGGUGCAGGUGGACAAUUUCGCCUCGGCGCUCGACUUCACGCGCAGAAUGCCCCUGCUGCCCAACAAGCGGGUGGCGGUGCUGGCGUCGGGCAACGGCAGCAACCUUCAAGCGCUGCUCGAGGCUGCCCGCGAUCCGGCGCACUGCCUCUGCGCCGACAUCGUCUUGCUCGUCACCAACAACAAGGACGCUUACGCGUUGAAACGCGCCGAGGCAGCCGGCCUGCCCGCCCUGGUCUUCAACCAUAAGGAUUACCCGUCCAGGGAGGAGUUCGACCGCGCCGUCUCCGGGGCGCUGGAAGCCCACAAGAUCGACAUCGUUUGCCUCGCCGGCUUUAUGAGGAUCCUCUCCAAGGAGUUUGUUGAUAAGUGGAAGGGACGGCUGGUGAACAUCCACCCGUCGCUGCUGCCCCGCCACCCCGGCCUCCGCGCCCAGCGCCAGUGCCUCGCCGCCGGCGACUGCGAGAGCGGCACCACCGUGCACUUCGUCGACCACGGCGUAGACACUGGACCGAUCAUAACGCAAGAGAGGGUCCCCGUAUUGAAGGACGACACAGAGGAGACCCUCACGGAACGCAUCCACCAAGCGGAGCACCGAGCCUACCCCAGGGCGCUGCGCCUCGUCGCCACCGGCCGGGUGCGGCUCAGCGCCGACGGCGAGCUCCUCUGGCAUCCU